AUUAUUCACUUGUUCAUAAAUUGAUUCGGCAUAAAUCGACAAAGACAAUCUCUCUUACCUGGUUGCUUGGCCUUGAGGGAGGGAAUUCGUCAGUCGCUUCUUUGCCGGCCGGCGGCUGGAAGUUUAACGGAGUAUUCAUUCUAUAAGGUUAUCAUAAAUCUUAGAGUGAUGGAUUCAAGAGAAGAUAAUGAAUGGGUUGUGGAUGAUCCCAAUGAUGUAAGCUAUUCACCAGUGGGAGAAAAAAGAAAGUACAGGGCCAAGAAAACGGAAUUCAUUGGGUGGGGAUCGCGGCAGCUGAUUGAAUUUCUGAUUUCAUUGGGUAAAGACACAAGCCAACAGAUGUCUCAGUAUGAAGCAACUUCAGUCAUUAACGAGUAUGUAAACAACAACAGCCUUUACCAUCCACAGAAGAAGAAGAAAAUCCUGUGUGAUGAGAAGCUUCAUUCUCUAUUUGGAAAGAAGACUGUGGCACGCAUUAAGGUUUAUGACUUGCUUGAGCCACACUAUGCUGAAAAUGAAGAGGAUUGGGACAAUUUUUUCUCGGACUCGGAUGAGAAAGGAGAGGAAGAUGCUGAUGCUGUGAAAAGAUAUAAAUCCUCAAGCUCAAAGUGGAAAUGUGAUGAAACUCCAAAGAGCUGUUUUGCCUCCAUAGUUCCUUCAAACAUUAAACUCGUAUACUUGAAAAAGAAUUUAAUUGUGCAACUUCUGGAGAAUCCGGAAACUUUUGAAGCUAAAGUAGUAGGAAGUUUCGUCAAAGUCAAAGCGGAUCCAAUGGAUACAUUCGCCAAGUACUCUUACCAGCUUCAACCAGUUAUUGGUGUGAAGAUGGGAUCUGGAUUAGGUGACGCAGUUACAGAGACUCUCCUUGAAGUCCCUACUGAUAGGAAAGAAAUUAACCUUUCUAUGCUAUCAACAGACAACUUUACUGAGGAAGAAUGCAAUGAUUUGCGAGAAAGAGUGAAAAAAGGAUCCAUCAAGAAACCUACUGUUGUGGAACUUCAGGAAAAAGUUCAACAGUUGCACGAGGAUAUAACAAAACAUUGGAUCAAAAGAGAACUCGAAGUAUUGCAAAACCUCAUAGAUCAAGCCAAUGAGAAGGGUUGGCGCAAAGAGCUCUUUGAAUACCUGGAUAGAAGGGAUCUUCUUGAUAAAAAGUCUGAACAGGAAAGAUUACUAACUGAAAUUCCUAAAGUAAUUGCUGAAGAACUAGAGCUAGAAACGCCUCCACAGGAGGGAAGUGACGGAAUUUCACCAAGACCAAGUCUUCCUGAACCGUCAAACAAAUUGGUUCAAUAUCUGGAUGUAAAUCAGGCAGUUUCUAAUCACGACGAUGGUGCAGUACAAAAUAACAAGGAACAACAUGCUAACGGAGAGUCUUCUCAUAGGCAAGACAAUCAAGUUCUAGACAGGCAUGCUAAUACAUGGGAGGAGGAUGCAUAUUCUGAUGAAGAUAUGGCGGAUUUCCUAUAUUACGAAGAUUCUCAUCCGAAUGCUGAAACUAGUGAGGACAAGAAUACGGUUGAGAAUCAAACUACUGAAGGAGUUACCCCGAUUCUCCCUGACAGUAAUGAUAAUCAAACUACUGAAGGAGUUCCCCCGAUUCUCCCUGACAGUAAUGAUAAUCAAACUACUUCUAGGAAUGAAGGAAAUGGAGAAGUGAAUGCUGAAACUAGCAAGGACAAGAAUACAGUUGAGAAUCAAACUACUGAAAGAGUUCCCCCGAUUCUCCCUGACAUAAAUGAUAAUCUAAUUACUUCUGGGAAUGAAGGAAAUGGAGAAGUGAAUGCUGAAACUAGCAAGGACAAGAAUAAGGUUGAGAAUCAAACUACUGAAGGAGUUCCCCCGAUUCUCCCUGACAGUAAUGAUAAUCAAACUACUUCUAGGAAUGAAGGAAAUGGAGAAUUGAAAACAGAACGCCAUAAUUCUGUAGACACCAUGACAAGAGAACUGGUUGAGCUGAGUGAUGAUGAUGAUGAUGAUGAUUAUGCUCGUGAUAUUGAAGUGAACAGAAGGCCUGAAGAAUCUUAUAGAAGGGUUGUGAAAUUGGUUGAGACCCCUGAACUUGUGAUGUGGCAUUACCUUGACCCUCAAGGAGUUGUACAGGGGCCUUUCCCACUGGUGUCCCUAAAGCGUUGGUAUGAUUACAACUACUUCCCUUCGAAUUUCAAGAUCUGGAAAACAGGCGAAAACCUAGGUCAAGCUGUCUUAUUGGGCGACAUGAUUCGAAUGAUAUUUACCUCGAAAUAGCUUUCCCCCUACUAUUUGCACACAAGAUUUUAACAAUGUCAUACCAUUUUUAGAUGGUUAAUUUUGGUUUUUUAUUUGCAAAGAUUUUGUAAGCAGAAGAUUUCUUCAUUGCUAUCUUUUAAUUGUUGGUAGGCUUAUGUUUAUUGGAAUGAUUUAGAUGAAAAUAUAAGUGA
Messenger RNA from Impatiens glandulifera, 2420 nucleotides. RefSeq lists its product as uncharacterized. The transcript is spliced from 8 exons. The coding region runs from base 169 to 2247 and encodes 692 amino acids. NCBI's taxonomy places the organism in Eukaryota, Viridiplantae, Streptophyta, Magnoliopsida, Ericales, Balsaminaceae. The record is from RefSeq and is a predicted model, not a curated record. Gene Ontology annotation, molecular function: protein binding; DNA binding.